AUGGCAACGGCUGGCAGUGACGAUGCCGAUGUUGAACAUGUGUUCCUUUUCGUGAACCCGCUGUCGGGUGGCCAAGUUGGGGCGGAGCUUCUCGAAAUACCGCAGCCCUUCAGCAUUCCGAUCCCUCUGACGACAAGACGUGCUCGAUUGCAUGUUUUCAGUUUGUUGGAAGGAAUUGCUGGCAACAAGCAAGGCUUUCAUGUUAUGAGGGACACCCUGUCCACAUGUGACAUGGUUCGUGUUUUUGUCGGUGGAGGCGAUGGCACGGUCAUGUGGGUGGUUCAGGAAGCUGAACUUCACCACAUCAACCCUCAGAGAAUGCAUAUCGGCAUGGUGCCACUGGGAACAGGGAAUGAUUUUUCGCGAUCGUUGGGCUGGGGUGGUCGGAAUCCUGAUGCCAGCGCGCUGCUCAAAGACGACUGUGCGUUGCUGAAGCAGCUGCUGAAGGAUUGGCUCAAGGCUCCAACUUCUCUUCAUGAUGUUUGGAAGGUCACACUCAAGGUCGAUGCAGAAGAUGGCACCAUCUAUAGAAAAGACGCUCCUGUGAGAAAAGAUGGACAUGAUGUCAAGGAGUUGGAGACCUUUAUGAUUUUGUAUUGUGGUAUUGCCAAGGAUGCAGAGCUGGCCUACAAUGUCGAACUCAAUCGGACGAAGAGCCAGUUCUUGAAUAAGCUUGUCUACAUCUGGCAAGGUUUGAUGAUUUCCCUGCAUUUCUUUUGUUGUGUCGGCCAGCGCGUCCACAGAGUUCUUCGAGGACUCUACCAUGGCACAUCGCCGCAGGCACCCUCAGUUUUUGAGGUUGGCCUUCGCCACAAGGGGCCCAGGCUAUAUAGUAAUCCUGAGAUGAUCUUGUGCCUGAACAUUGAUUCCUACGCUGGCGGGACCGCCCGCCAUUUAUGGAGCAGUUCAUGGCGAUAUGGCACUUCGCAGCCGCUGUGCGAGGACUUGUUGGAUGCUGAGCAAGACCCCUCGGAUGGUCAGCUGGAGGUGUUGACGCUCUCCAGGCUGCUGCGGGCCGCCAUGCCAACACAGAAAGUACUUGGUGGCAGGCGUGUGUUCCAGGGAGCUCCUCUGCAUUUUGAGUUCAAGCAGCGAAACUAUCGGGACGUCAUAACUUUUUUUCAAGUGGAUGGCGAAAGCUACAAGCUUCAGAAUCCGAUCUCACUGACGAUCCAGCAUCAUCAGCAGAUCCGAGUGCUUUCCAAG
Molecule: messenger RNA, 1206 nt
Organism: Symbiodinium sp. CCMP2592
Lineage: Eukaryota; Dinophyceae; Suessiales; Symbiodiniaceae
Source: the annotation of a GenBank genome assembly